AUGGAGAUCCAGAGAAAUAUCUCAGAAUUCAUUCUUUUGGGACUUUCAUAUGACAAGAACAUACAGAUAUUUUGCUUUGUUCUAUUCCUAUUUUGUUAUCCUGCUCUCUUGUUUGGAAAUCUUCUCAUCCUUAUUUCCAUUCUAAGUAGCUCCCUUUUUUACCAACCAAUGUACUAUUUUCUCAGCCACUUAGCCUCUCUGGACAUCUGCUAUACUUCUAGUGUCACACCCAAGUUAAUUACUGAUCUGUUAUUUGGAACAAAAUCCAUCUCCUAUUGUAAUUGCAUGCUACAGGUCUUUACCAUGCACUUCUUUGGCAGUAUUGAGAUCUUCAUUCUUACUGCCAUGGCCUUUGAUCGCUAUGUUGCCAUCUGCAAACCUCUCCACUACAUGAUCAUCAUGAACAGGACAAGGUGCCAUCUUCAUGUCUUAGCUGCCUGGGCCGGUGGGGCUGUCCAUUCCUUUCCACAAUUACUUAUGGCCAUCUCAUUACCCUUUUGUGGUUCGAAUGAAAUCAAUCAUUAUUUUUGUGAUAUCUUCCCUUUACUAAAGGUUGCCUGCACUGAUACUUACUUUACUGGUGUUCUUGUGCUUGUCAAUUCAGGGAUGGUUGUCUUAGCAAUUUUUGUUCUUUUGUUUGGAUCUUAUGUGAUUAUAUUAUUCACCUUAAGAAAUCACUCAGCAGAGGGCAGGCGCAAAGCCCUGUCUACUUGUGGCUCUCAUAUCACUGUGGUGAUCUUAUUAUUCGCUCCUGCAAUAUUUAUUUACCUUAGACCUCCUACCACUUACCCUGAAGAUAAAAUAUUUGCACUAUUCUAUACCAUCAUUGCUCCCAUGUUCAAUCCUUUAAUCUACACUCUGAGAAAUACAGAGAUGAAAAAUGCGAUGAGGAAAGUUUGGUGUCAAGGUUAUUUUCAACGAAAGCACACAAUUAAUUGA
Messenger RNA from Echinops telfairi (small Madagascar hedgehog), 939 nucleotides. RefSeq names its product olfactory receptor 4P4-like. Gene Ontology annotation, molecular function: G protein-coupled receptor activity; olfactory receptor activity. The record is from RefSeq and is a predicted model, not a curated record. NCBI's taxonomy places the organism in Eukaryota, Metazoa, Chordata, Mammalia, Afrosoricida, Tenrecidae. Gene Ontology annotation, cellular component: membrane. The coding region runs from base 1 to 939 and encodes 312 amino acids. Gene Ontology annotation, biological process: G protein-coupled receptor signaling pathway. The transcript has a single exon.